Molecule: messenger RNA, 1803 nt
Organism: Chenopodium quinoa (quinoa)
Lineage: Eukaryota; Viridiplantae; Streptophyta; Magnoliopsida; Caryophyllales; Amaranthaceae
Exons: 1
Coding region: 1-1803 (600 amino acids)
Source: RefSeq, a predicted model, not a curated record
AUGGUAGACCAACCAACGAAAUCCCUUUUGGAGUACGGUAUUCCUGAUACGACUACCAGAGUCCUUUCUAGCAUCAUAAGACCACCUGUAACAGCUCAGCACUUCGAGCUCAAGCCGCAAUUCAUCCAAUUCAUCUCCAAUGAUUCAUUCGCAGGGCUACCACAUGAUUGCCCAGUAAAUCAUAUUGAUAGUUUCUUGGAGAAAUGUGAUACUAUGAAAAUGAAUGGUGUUACAGAUGAUGCUAUCAGACUUCGCCUUUUCCCUUUUUCACUACGGGAUAGGGCGAAAGAGUGGUUGAGAGAUGAAGGCACUGGCUUGUUCGAUACAUGGGACAAGCUAGUGAAGGCCUUCUUAGUGAAGUUUUUGGGACAUGAGAAGACUGCCAAGUUGAGGAACGAGCUAUCCACCUUCCGACAGUCAGAUGACGAGUCUCUCUAUGAGGCUUGGAGAAGGUUCAAGAGGUUACAGAGACAAUGCCCUCAUCACGGUAUCCCAGAGUGGCUGUUGAUUCAAACCUUCUAUAAUGGCCUAACCCAUGAGUUUCGAAUCUACAAUGAUGCUGCAUCAGGGGGUUCUCUCUUGACAAAGAACCCAACUGAGGCAAAGGAGCUGAUUGAGAAGAUGGCGGCCAAUGAUAAUUAUCAUCCAGGAGGUCGUCAAAAUGUGAAAAAAGGAGGUAAGCUUGAUGUAGAUGCUUUGACUAUGUUAGCCAGUUCUGUGCAGGCACUAACAAGCAGGUUUGAUAAGUUCCAAUCUGGAACUUCUACUAGCCCACUGGAGGUUUGUCAAAUGUGCAAUGUGCAGGGCCACAUCGCACCGGAUUGCUCGCAGAAUAUGAGUGAGAUGUCUAUUGAACAAGCCAAUGCUUUCUACUCUUCGAACCCCAAACAGCCUUUUGAUCCCUACUCCAAUUCUUACAACGAAGGUUGGAAACAACAUCCCAACUUCUCUUAUAAGAACACCCAAGGACAACAGAAUCCACCAUCACAACCAUCCCUAUCCAACAACUACAACUCACCACCCUGUUUCCAACAAAGAACACCUAUGAACCAACAACCAACGCAACUACUUUCCCAAAAAUCUAGCCUUGAGUUGAUGAUGGAGAGCUUCAUUACCACAACCAAUAGUGCCAUCCAACAACAAGGUAGCUCCAUCCAACAGUUGCAAGCCCAUAGUAAACUCAUGGAAAGCCAAAUAAGCCAACUUUCACAACAGGUGAGUCGCCUAUCAACUCUUCAAGAUCAAGCAAAGGUUCAAAAAGAACAAUGCAAUGCUGUUUUCUUGAGAAGAGAUGAAGCCUUUCCGAGGCAAAUUGUUGAGAAGGUGUGCAGUGAGGAGUCUAGGAAAGACAAAAAGGGCAAAGAUGUUCAAAGCUCCAAAUAUGUGGCUCCACCGGCUUAUGAGGAACCGAUGCCUUUCCCGCAACGGUUGUCAAAAGCCGUGCUCGAUAGACAUUUUGGCAAAUAUUGUGACGCCCUCAAGAAGGUACACGCUUCUACUCCCUAUUCUGAUCUUUUAGUUCAAAUGCCUCAAUUUGCAAAUUUUGUAAAGAAUAUUAAAGAUCAACAUGAGGAUAAGGAAGUAGCACAUAAGAAGGGCCCUACUCUCUUAUAUGAUAACCUACCACCUAAGCUGCAUGAUCCUGGUAGUUUCACUAUUCCCUGCACGAUAAACGAGAAAUUUUUCGAUAAGGUUUUGUGCUACUUAGGUGCUAGUGUUAACUUAAUGCCUUAUUCAUUGUAUGAGAAUUUAGGUUUGCAAGGACUUAAACCUUCCCCUAUUUCUCUUCAAAUGGCUGAUUGA